AUGGCGCAUGUAGAACCUGCAAACAUGGACAUGAGUCCGUAUCAAGCCGAAAGCGGGCCCAGAAAACCUCGCAUUCUUCUUGCAGCCAGUGGAAGUGUAGCGGCCAUAAAAUUCUCUAACCUCUGCCAUAGUUUUUCCGAGUGGGCUGAAGUUAAAGCAGUUGCUACUAAAGCAUCACUACAUUUUGUGGACAGGGUUUCACUUCCCAAGGAUGUCAUUCUUUACACCGACGAGGAUGAAUGGUCGACUUGGAAGAAAAUAGGCGACACUGUGCUUCACAUUGAGCUGCGAAAAUGGGCCGAUAUAAUGGUCAUUGCACCUUUAUCAGCUAACACACUUGCUAAGAUUGCUGGGGGCUUUUGUGAUAACCUGCUUACGUGCAUUGUUCGGGCAUGGGACUACAGUAAGCCGAUGUUUGUGGCUCCAGCCAUGAACACCUUCAUGUGGAACAACCCUUUCACCGAACGACACUUAAUGGCCAUUGAUGAUCUCGGAAUCUCUCUCAUUCCACCUGUGAGAAAGAGGCUUGCUUGUGGGGAUUAUGGUAAUGGGGCAAUGGCCGAGCCUUCGCUGAUAUAUUCUACCGUGAGGAUUUUCUUCGAAACUCGAGAACAGUCAAGUGGUGCCAGUGUUUAG
Striga hermonthica is the source of this 636-nucleotide messenger RNA. The record is from the annotation of a GenBank genome assembly. Lineage: Eukaryota; Viridiplantae; Streptophyta; Magnoliopsida; Lamiales; Orobanchaceae.